UUAGAGAAGACCCGCAAGAAGAUUGCCAAGAAGAAGGGCAAUAUCACCGCUCUCCAUGAGAACUCCAGAGACUCUCAGAAACUCCGACGGGCGCAAAACAGAGACGACAAGUUACAGAAGGUGGCAUCUGCAAGAAAGAAACACGACAGACCACUAAUGGAAAGAGCCGCAUUCUUCCAAGAAGCUAUUCGAGCGAACGACGGAAAGCCAUUAGACCUCGACACCAUUCAGUCUCUAAUCAAAACUUUUAUACACCAGCAUGAUGAGGAAUUCAGUCAAUUGAAGAAGGAUCGUCGCCCAGGAAGACCCGCCAGCACAAGAGAGGACUUGCUGAGAAUCAAAAUUGCCGCUGAUAUGAAGGAAUACGAGGAUGGCUUUUAUCUGCCCGAGCUUUCGGACGAAACCAAUGCGGUAUUGCUCAAUCGUUGGGAGGGGUCAUGGUCCUAUCUUGCCACUAUAAAAUGGGUUCGAAUGACCAGCAAAGGAGAAGCACGGGAAGCGAAGUUCCCUCCAAAAGGAGAGUCAUGA
This is a messenger RNA of Mollisia scopiformis, 528 nucleotides long. RefSeq lists its product as uncharacterized. Gene Ontology annotation, cellular component: nucleus. The transcript is spliced from 4 exons. The record is from RefSeq and is a predicted model, not a curated record. Lineage: Eukaryota; Fungi; Ascomycota; Leotiomycetes; Helotiales; Mollisiaceae. The annotation marks the transcript as partial.